UAGCUUCGAGCUAACCAGCUAUGCCUACAAGGAAAAGCAGCAACACUUUGUAAUUUUCUUUUUUUUCAGCGGAAAAAUGGUGAAACAGACGAUACAUAUAUUUGGUCGCAUUAAACCCACUAAGAAAACUACGUCGGUGUACUCUGUGGACAAUGAAGAUCAGACAGGUGCUUCAUUGGAGUUUGUGGUGCCCAGGGAUUUGGCUGAUGGUUUUGUUAACAACAAGAGGGAGUGCUACAAGUUCAGGUUCCUAAAGGUGUUUGAUCAAUCUGCCAGACAAGAAGAGAUAUUUGAAAACAUAGCCAAACCAGUUGCAGACAGUGUGUUGGCUGGCUAUAAUGGCACCAUAUUCGCCUAUGGCCAGACAGGCAGCGGAAAGACCUUCACCAUCACAGGAGGGGCCGAGCGCUACAGUGAUCGUGGCAUCAUUCCCCGCACGCUUUCCUACCUGUACGAACGCUUCUCCCAGGACAGCAGUAUGGUUUACACCACACACAUCUCCUACUUGGAGAUAUACAACGAGAUGGGAUACGACCUUCUGGACUCCCGCCAUGAAGCAUCUCGACUGGAGGAUCUACCAAGAGUAAUGAUCAUGGAAGAUCCAGACCAGAACAUCCAUCUCAGGAACCUGUCCAUGCAACAGUCAGCAAACGAGGAGGAGGCUCUGAAUCUGCUCUUCCUGGGUGACACCAAUCGUAUGAUUGCAGAGACUCCGAUGAACCAGGCAUCCACACGUUCCCACUGCAUUUUCACUGUGUACUUGUGCAGGCGUGAGCCGGGCUCAGCCACUGUGCGGCGCUCCAAGCUCCACCUGGUGGACUUGGCCGGAUCAGAUCGAGUUAGCAAGACUGGCCUGAAUGGGCAGCUGCUUACUGAGGCCAAGUACAUCAACCUCUCCCUCCACUACUUGGAGCAGGUGAUCAUAGCUUUGUCAGAGAAGAACCGCUCCCAUAUUCCCUACAGGAACUCCAUGUUGACGUCUGUGCUGAGGGACAGCCUUGGGGGCAACUGCAUGACGACCAUGAUUGCCACUAUGGCAGUGGACAAGAGGAACCUUGAUGAGUCCAUCUCUACAUGUCGCUUCGCUCAGCGCGUGGCUCUCAUCAAGAACGAGGCAAUAUUGAAUGAAGAACUGGAUCCUGCCCUGCUAAUUACCCGUUUGAAGAGAGAGAUCCAGUCUCUGAAGGAAGAGCUGGCCAUGGUGACAGGAGAACAGAGAGAUGACCAGCUUACUGCCGAGGAGAUCCAGAAAUUGGAAGAGUUAGUUAAGGCCUUUCUGGGCGACCCUGAUCCAGACGUGACACUGUCAUUGGGACCAGACAUGAGAAAAAUCCAGUACUGUUUCUUUCUGCUGAAGAUAAUGAUCAUGGACAAGCAAGGUGGAGAAAAUAGGCAGAGUGAUGGGCGGGCGUCAUCAGCAGCAACAGUGAGGGAAGCUGUAAUUCAAGACUGCCACCACUGUGCAGCAGAAGUGACCAGAUUAAAGGAGAUGAUGACGCAACGUGAUAAUGAGAUCAGUGUCCUUGUUAGGAUGUUGAAGAAGGAGAAGAAAAGGGCCCAGGAUGCUGCUGCUCAGCUGGCUGACAUCAGCAACGGUCAUAGCCUGGCCUCCCGGAGUGCCUCGAGGUUGUCAACAACGCCAUCACUAAGGGAAGGAAACACUGACACCAUCUCAGCCGAUCAUGAGGGACGAGCUAUACAGUACAUGAAAAGAGGUCCACAGCUGUCUAUGGGAAAGCAAGAGGCCUUUGAGAUCUUCGUAAGAGACCAUGAGGACCAUGUGACCAUUAAAGACAACAAGGAGCUACUCAAACAGAGGUCAGCUGAGGCCAAAGGAAUUGGAAAGAAACUCAAUGAGGCUAGAAGCAGAAUAAAUGAGUUGAAGAAGCAGUUGGAGGUGCAGAGGAGGCAGAGAGCAGCUCAUGGUGUAAUGGGGAAUCACCCAGGAGUUGAGGAGGAGGUCGACCCAGUGGAAAAAAACCUGUGCAAACAUAUUAAGCAAGAAAAACAGGCGUACAACAGCGCCAUUGGCCAUCUAAAAGAGUUGAGGACAGAGAUUGAGCACCUGCAGCUGUUGUUGGAGAGGGCAAAGGUCAAGCUCCAGAGGGAUUUCCAGAAGUGGUGGAGCCAGGAGGCUUCCAGCAUGCAGGAGUCAGAGGCCACAGGCAGAUGUCACACACGGUCGCCAAAUGAAACCUUGCAGCCGUCUUCACCCAGCACUCCAGGAUUUUGCGCACCAGGUCUGAGCAGCGCUGUGAGAAACUCCCCAGCAGACCCAGACCCAAAUCCAGACUGUUCCACUGCUCUUGUUCAAGAGCUCAGGAGCUUCAUCCCCAAAAGCGUACCUCCCAUGACAGCUGUCCCAGCACGCCAUGAUAAGUCCCUGGAUGGGAGGGUGACUGACUUCACUCCUUCAUCUGAGUGGAGGGCCCUUUCCAACACCAACCUCUCAUCCUCGUCAAUACCCCUGACUGGAGACCAGCAGACUGAUGCGGACAUCCUGGCCUUUAUCAGAGCCAGGCAAAAACUCCUCAACAGAGCAGACCAGCCUCAAUAAUAACAUGAAGUUCUGAUGAAGGCCUGAAGUUAUCGUCAUCUGACUGCUUGUGUGACUGCCACAUCUGUCCUGAAAACGUAAAUUAGACAUGAAUGACAAUGUGUGGAGAAAUCUCAACUGAGUCCAAAACAUUUCUCAUAAAAAGAUCCCCCUGCCAAACACACAUCCUGUCUGAUUUUUACACACACUUGCUGGCCUCCCGGAAAGCACGCCAGUCAUAUAAUGGGCAGCAGUAUAAAUCACAGCCUGUGCCGGCCAUUUGAUCUGAACAAAUGUUGUCUCAAGAUAUCAGAGGAAGGAGCGGACAACAGGAAACCCGUCGGCUCCAGUAAUGUGUUUAAAGAAGAAAUGAAUCAUGACUAUUUUAAAUGGUCACAGGAAGUUUCCACAUGCGUACAUUUCAUAUUUGUGUCUGGUUUCAUUUUAUAUGUACUUUGAACAACAGUGUAACACAUGUUGGGUAAAAUGUAAAUAGAGGUAUGUAGUAUAUUUGCAAUAGUUUUCCUGAUUGUUUCUGAUAUUCUGUAAAAAAGGAUCUGCACAAAUAUCAAUUGAAAAAUAAAUUUACACAAAAUGCCAUGGA
Molecule: messenger RNA, 3140 nt
Organism: Epinephelus lanceolatus (giant grouper)
Lineage: Eukaryota; Metazoa; Chordata; Actinopteri; Perciformes; Serranidae
Gene: kif6
Product: kinesin family member 6
Biological process (GO): microtubule-based movement
Molecular function (GO): microtubule binding; ATP binding; microtubule motor activity
Source: RefSeq, a predicted model, not a curated record